Anguilla rostrata (American eel) is the source of this 1378-nucleotide messenger RNA. RefSeq names its product troponin I, slow skeletal muscle-like. Gene Ontology annotation, cellular component: troponin complex. The transcript is spliced from 8 exons. Bases 109 to 678 code for a protein of 189 amino acids. Lineage: Eukaryota; Metazoa; Chordata; Actinopteri; Anguilliformes; Anguillidae. The record is from RefSeq and is a predicted model, not a curated record. Gene Ontology annotation, biological process: skeletal muscle contraction; cardiac muscle contraction.
GUAAGCCCCAAUUGUUACAGCUACCCUCCUGUUAACUGCAACCCUCUUCGACAAAGCAACUCAGGUUCUACAAUGGCAGAUGAGUAAGAACGCGCUGCACCGAGGCCCAUGCCUCCCAGGGAUGCCAAGCCAAAGUCAAAGAUCUCGGCUUCCCGAAAGCUUUCUCUGAAGAUUCUGCUCCUGAGUCGGGCUAUGGAAGACCUGGAGAAAGAGAAGCUGGACCGAGACGCAGAGAAGGUGCGCUACCUGGGCGAGAAACUGCCCCCACUGCAAAUGUCUGGCCUGCAAUUGGAUGAGCUGCAGAAACUCUGCAAGCAACUUCAUUCAAGAAUCGAUAUUGUGGAUGAGGAACGGUAUGACUACGAAGCAAAAGUUGUCAAGAACAAUCGAGACAUCCAUGAGCUGAAGCUGAAGAUCCAGGACCUGGGGGGGAAGUUCAAGAAGCCGGCCCUGAGGAAGGUGCGCGUGUCCGCGGACGAGAUGAUGCGGGCCCUGCUGGGCUCCAAACACAAGGGCUCCAUGGACCUGCGCGCCAACCUCAAAUCUGUCAAAAAGGAGGACAUCAAACAGGAGAAGGUGCUCACCACUGAAGUGGGCGACUGGCGGAAGAACGUGGAGGCCAUGUCGGGCAUGGAGGGCAGGAAGAAGAUGUUUGACGCGGCAGGUGGGGCGCAGUGAGAGCUCACCUGACUGCGGAGCCGGUACAAACAGGCUUCUGGGAAGACCGAAGAGAAGAAGUCUGAAAGGGUUGAGUAUUUUAUAGAAAACAGAGAAGAUGUUUGGAGUGGACGCUCCCAGACAAAUCUUAUCAUUUCACAAGUUGGCAGGGCUUAAAUUUCCAAGUUCCCAGUGAUGACAUUACUGCAUUGGGACCCAAAUGCAACUUAACCUUAUAAGAAUUGGGCUUCGAAGAAUUAAGUUAAACGGCACGGUAGGAUAAGUGCAUAUGUGGAUGGUGUAGGGCGAUUCUAUAAUGACCACUGUAGUCUGUAUCUGUAACUUAUAGUUCCAAAGGAGAGGCCAAUGUAAUAACGGAAACUGGGGCAAGUUUACCAUAUUUUACUUUUAUCCAUUUCUCAAAAUGACUCUCACUGAGAACUUACCUUAGGGAUGCUGGGUUCAACAAUGUCUCUGUACAAUUUAACACUCUUGCCAUAAUUACACAAAAGGAACUUAACUGCUACAUAGAUUGCACAGUAUGUACAAGCAAACAAUCUUAAUGCAGCUAUGCCACUUAUUGUUCACAAAUCACUAUUUAUUAUUAAAUAAUUUAUUCAAGUACAUUCUUUAGUUUUUUAACGAAACUUUCAACAGUAUGAAAAAAGCAAGCAAUGGACAGAACUAUAAUGAACUAAAUAAAUAUGCCUAUAUAUGCUUA